Messenger RNA from Myripristis murdjan (pinecone soldierfish), 1933 nucleotides. RefSeq names its product tRNA methyltransferase 11 (gene trmt11). Lineage: Eukaryota; Metazoa; Chordata; Actinopteri; Holocentriformes; Holocentridae. The record is from RefSeq and is a predicted model, not a curated record. Gene Ontology annotation, biological process: methylation. Gene Ontology annotation, cellular component: cytoplasm. The transcript has 13 exons. Bases 294 to 1706 code for a protein of 470 amino acids. Gene Ontology annotation, molecular function: tRNA (guanine(10)-N2)-methyltransferase activity; nucleic acid binding.
AGAAACAAUCUGCGGAUGAAACAAAGUCCAUCUGACUAGUGACUAGUUCUUCACUUUAUCAAGACCAACUCAGUGUGAAGUUGAAAACCAGUGAGACAGCAGCGUGUGUGGAUCCCUGUAACUUUAGUGUUAAUAUAUGUAAAAUGCACAUGUUGUGUUAUGAUAUUUUAAGUUAGCUAAUGAUAACACGCUGGGUGCCUCAUUCUUUUACCAUUUAGGGUUAUUUGGUACCAGGUCACUUGUUUCCGUAGUUCCCGGUUUCUGUCCGGACGUAUUUUGAAUCCGCAUCAAACAUGGCGGCCCCUAGCAGUCGAACAUGCUUACAGUAUUUGCUUCAUCUUGCCCAAGACAACCUUGACUUCAGGUUACCGGAGAUUAAGGCUCUGCUGUCUCUCAGAGGAAAGCCAUUUCAUCCUGCUGAAAGCUUCAAAGAACAGUCUCCUUUCUGGUGUCUGGAUGGCUUGUCUGAGGAGGAUGUCCGCACCGUCAUGGCCAGAUCUGUUUGUGCAAAGUCUGCUUUUGAGUUAUGGGGUCAUGGACGGACACACAGUGAGCUCAGAACAUCCCUCUUGAAAUAUCCAUCAGAGAACAUGACGCCCUUCAUGCAGAGAGACUCCACGUACAGAAUCAACGUGUACACCUUCAACAAGACCCUGGAGUUUGCAGACAGAAUCAAGAGGAUUGAUGCUAUGGAGUAUCUUCCGUUUGAGGGCACGGUGAGCCUGAAGUCCCCGCAGCAUAUCUUCUGUUUGCUGGAGGAUUACGGCACCGACCCCAACAACAUCCCCGAGCAUCCCUCCUACGUCUACUUUGGCCGAUGGAUAGCGGAUGGCCAGCGUGAACUGAUUCGCUCCCACAGCGUGAAGAACAGACAUUUCAUCGGCAACACCAGCAUGGACGCCGGCCUCUCUUUCAUCAUGGCCAACCACGCUAAGGUCAAAGAGAAUGACCUCGUCUUUGACCCUUUUGUUGGCACAGGAAGCCUGUUAGUAGCUUGCUCUCAUUUUGGAGCCUAUGUCUGUGGAACAGACAUUGACUACAACACUAUUCAUGGGAAAGGUAGGUCCAGCCGUAAAAACCAGAAGUGGCGAGGUCCUGACGAGAACAUCAGAGCCAACCUGCGUCAAUACGGGACACAGAGGUCCUACUUAGACGUCAUGGUGUCUGAUGCUUCUAAGCCCGUGUGGAGGGACACCGUGCUGUUUGACGCCAUCAUCACUGAUCCUCCCUACGGUAUCCGUGAGUCCACAAGGAGAACCGGCUCCCACAAAGACAUUACUAAACCUCCUGAUGACUUCUGUGGAGAGAGCCAUGUCCCUGUCUCCAUGGCGUACCACCUGAGCGACAUCUUCACAGACUUACUGAACUUUUCUGCUCACCACCUGGUCAAGGGCGGGAGGCUGGUUUACUGGCUGCCUGUCUACCGGCCAGAGUACUGUGAGGAGAUGAUUCCCCUUCACCCAUCUCUCAGGAUGAUCAGUAACUGUGAGCAGACCCUCUCCAGCCAUACGUCCCGACGCCUCAUCACCAUGGAGAAAAUUAAGGAGCCUGAGGAAUCAGAUGCAUUGGCUCACCUGUCAGACCCACGAUUCAGCCCCUACCAGGGACACAACGCCUUCAGAGAGAAAUAUUUCAGUGGACUCAACAAGAAGCUUGGCAAAGACGACAGCAUGGAUAAAGUCAAUGGGGAGGGACAGGAGGGGUGACUCGGACAAAGAUGAGGUGAAACCAUCUCAAAGCCUCAAUGGAGCCCUGCGACCAGAGCAAAGGACAGUGUAAAAUUAAAACCGUGCACAAGAACCUGGGUCAUGGUUUUCAGUGGACUCAAAAAGAGCAAAUCACUGAUAGCGUCUUUGUGAUAUUUGUAAUUAUGUUUUUAUCCUUGUAACUAUUUUUUUUUUGCAAAUAAACAGAUGAUGGUCCAGUAUUUCAA